This is a messenger RNA of Arachis stenosperma, 1911 nucleotides long. RefSeq names its product UBP1-associated protein 2C. The coding region runs from base 149 to 1543 and encodes 464 amino acids. Gene Ontology annotation, molecular function: RNA binding. The record is from RefSeq and is a predicted model, not a curated record. Lineage: Eukaryota; Viridiplantae; Streptophyta; Magnoliopsida; Fabales; Fabaceae. The transcript is spliced from 2 exons.
UCGUCUCUUCACUCCCAGUCACUCUCUCUCUCACGUAGUCUUGAGAGGCAGCUGCUUCAAAUUAGGGAUUUAGGUUUGGGGAUAGGGUUUUAAGUUUUAACCUCUCCUACGUAUGCAUUUUCAGCAUCUUCUUUAAUUGCGAUCUCCAAUGGCCAUGGAUCCCACCAAGAAACGCAAGCUAGACGAGAACGGUUUUUCUGCCGCCCCCGCCGCACCAACCGAUGGCGACAAUCACCUCAUGCUCACCCCUACGGACGCCCGCAAGAUCAUGGAGCGCUUCACCCCUGACCAACUCCUCGACAUCCUCCAGGACGCCGCCGUCCGCCAUGCGGACGUCCUGGCCGCCGUGCGCUCCGUCGCUGACCCCGAUGUCUCCCAGCGUAAGCUCUUCAUCCGCGGCCUAGGCUGGGACACCACCACCGACGGCCUCCGCAACCUAUUCUCCACUUACGGCGACCUCGAGGAGGCGGUCGUUAUCCUCGACAAAGCCACUGGCAAGUCCAAGGGCUAUGGCUUCGUCACCUUCCGACACGUCGAUGGUGCACUCCUCGCUCUGCGCGAGCCUAGCAAGCGAAUCGAUGGCCGUGUAACCGUCACGCAGCUUGCUGCAGCAGGCAAUUCAGGCGCCACCACUAACGCUGCUGACGUGGCACUGCGAAAGAUCUAUGUCGCGAACGUGCCGCCGGACCUCCCCGCGGACAAGCUGCUGGCGCACUUCUCGCACUACGGGGAGAUCGAGGAAGGGCCGCUGGGGUUCGACAAGCAGACCGGAAAAUCAAAGGGUUUUGCGCUUUUCGUGUAUAAGACUCCUGAGGGGGCUCAAGCUGCUUUGAUGGAGCCCGUGAAGACGGUGGAUGGGAGGCAGUUAAAUUGCAAGCUGGCAAUUACGGAUGGGAAGCAAGGGAAGCGAGGCGGGGCGGCGCCAGGAGGGGCUGAUGGCGUUCAGGGUCAUGGUCAUGGCCACGGUCACGGGAAUGCUCAUGGUCAUGGGGAUGGGAUGGGGAUGGCUCCGGCUUCUGUGCCAGGAACGCUUUCGGGUCAAUAUGGCGGCCCAGUUGGCAAUUUGGGUUCUUAUGGAGGGUUUGCUGGUGGGCUUCAGGGUCAGCCUCCCAUGGGGAGUCAUCCGUUGAAUUCUUCAGUUGGUGGGCUGGGCUCUGUUGGAAAUCAGGCUCCCCCAGCGAUGGGCGGGGCUGGAGGGUAUGGGUCUGGUCUUGGAGGCCAUUAUGGUGGUUAUGGUGUGCCUGGAUCUGUAGGCUUCGGUGGAAUGGGAGGUGGGGCUGCAGGUGGUGGUGCUGGUUUAGGAGGAGGCGGCGCAGGUGGUGCUGGCGCUGGUGGACUUGGUGCUGCUUUGGGUGGCGCUGCUUCAAUGUAUAGAUUGCCGGGUUCAGGCGGAAUGCCAGGUGCUGGGUAUCCUGAGAGUGGACAUUACAGUUUAUCAGCUUCGUCCGGUUACCAGAAUCAGCAUCACCCGCCUGCUGGAGCCUCUCCUGUUCCUAGGGUUCCUCCUGGUUCUAUGUAUCCAAAUGUUCCCCCUUACUACUGAGAUGGAGCUGGACCGAGAGGUCUGCUAAAACAAUAUGUAUAUGCUGGCUCCUCCAAAAACCAUGGUAGAUUGGCGGUGGUGCAUCCAUGCAGAAUAGGUAGAUGUGGUCUUGGUAGUUUGAGAGGACAUCAUUCACUCGAUUUUCGUGGCCAACUGUUUGUCCUGCUUGUAAUCGAUCCAAAUGUGUAUUCCGUGACAAUGGCUGUAUUUUAGUAUGCAUUUUGGAAUUUAUCUUGUACUUAUUAUUGAUAUUCAAUGUGCGUAUAUUUAAGGUUUAAGCAUUUUCAAUUAUUGGAUACGAAUUAAAAUGUUGUAUCUAUGGUGAUGAAAUAUUGUUCGCUUAAUAGAAGUGCUUAUUAUUAGUUCAG